Molecule: messenger RNA, 5436 nt
Organism: Polyodon spathula (Mississippi paddlefish)
Lineage: Eukaryota; Metazoa; Chordata; Actinopteri; Acipenseriformes; Polyodontidae
Product: ladinin-1-like
Exons: 16
Coding region: 3411-5090 (559 amino acids)
Molecular function (GO): structural molecule activity
Source: RefSeq, a predicted model, not a curated record
GAAGCUUCUUCUGGGAUCAAUAAGCUACUAACAACCAAACGAGCAAGAUGGGCUGAAUGGCCUCCUCUCAUUUGUGAACUUUCUUGUUCUUAUAUGUAACUACAACUUACUACACCAGUACAACAACCAGGCACGACAACUAAGCUGAUUACAGGGGUCGUACUGUACUCCUAAAUACUACUGCACUUAGUACAGCCAGAAACCAAGCCUUCAGUUAACAGCAGUGCAUUCAGUAUCAUCCAAGACCUGGCAGUACUACUAAGUACAAACACUGCCUAUUGCACUCAGCCUGCUUCUUAGUGUCUGUAGUGCUCAGGUAGUACGAAUGGACCUAAGCAGUGAAUUUCACUUUUUGGUCAGAGUAUUGCUGAUUACUACUACAAAGAGAUACAUGAUCCAGUUUCUGUUGUGCACUGUUAAAUUUGGCAGUGCCCCUGUGCUAGUGAUGCUGAGUGUCGAUUAGGUGAGGGAUGGUAACAAUGGAGUCAGUGUUAAUUUCACAGCACUUGUCUGAAUAAACUGGUUUGCCGCACAUUUGCAUGCGUUACACCGUCUAUAAGUAUAUACUAUAACACUGAGGCAUAGGGUUACUGAGCUAACUGAUAUGCAAAUCACCUGCGCCUGGCUCUACUCUGAAGGCUUGAACAGCUGUUUAUACACCAUCAGGAUUCUUACCUUAAGCACUACUCAGACAUGGAAAAGUAAGCAGUGAAAACUGAAGCUGUACCCAGUAUUAUUGGCAGACUAUCCAGCAUGCUUACUAAUUAAACCAGAGGUGGAACUUUGUGCAGUGCAACUUUUGUGCAUUUUACAAAUGUUCUGUGGGGUAUGGUAAUAAUAUUAAGUGGGGUGCUUGCACCCUCAAACCCACAUUAAAAAAAAUCCUGGUUAGAAGCACUUGGAUACUAAAUGAAGUGACCCUGGGGUACAACAGUUUGGGGAAAAGUUGUUUUGGGCUACAGUCAGGAACUAUAAAUCUACCAGUAAAACCACUGUCCGUGAAGCAGUGGCUUAUGGUAUAGAACCUCAAGAACCAAAUUUUAAAUGAUAAAAUCUGCUGACAAGAUUGUCUCCUGUUAUACAAGACCGCUUGCUCUAAAGUAGGAGAACACUUGUCCACAAUCAAGUGUGGGUGUCUAAUAUAUAUAUAUUUCUGAAACAAUGGCGCUGCAAUGUCUCAAAGGAGAAAGCAACAAGAUAUCUUCAAGGCUAUGCUUGUGUUGUUUUUCAGUUUACCACGCUUGUCCCAAGCUGUGCAUUUACCAGUAUUGUUAUUAUACUCAAACACUGCCAGGAACUCCACAUAAACAAGCCGUGCCAGGAGUUUAAUCUUUGAAUUGCCGGGGUCAAAGUACUGUGGCGCUCCCGCGGCCACUCUUCAGUUGCGAAUAAGGGUGCGGUUCAUGCAGGUAGAAUACGCCUGUUGAGAUAUUAUCUGAAAUAGCUUCAGGACAGAAAGAAUUAAGAGCAGCAACUUAACCCUUUUGGCUCUAUUCAUUACCAGCGCCUACCUACCUUCUUCUGUUUCUUUGUUCCAUGAAUAUCCAAAUAUAUUUUAUUCCUAAAAACAUUCUUUAUAUCUCCACUAAUUCGACCGGCAGGCUUGGAAGAAGGGCAUGUCUUCUGUUACAGCUUCACUGUGUGAACAAGACUGAUUGAGCCAUUCAGACAGGACACCACUAAACUUGCUAGUAACUUUCCACUUGCUAUUGUUCUAUAAAUAACUAGAUCAAUUUUGAUUUUUGAAAGACGAGCUUCGGUUUAUUAGACCAACACACAGACUUUGUAACACUAAGAAAUCAAGCCAAAACAUUGGUUCAAAAUACACUUCCGAACUGUGUGGUAAGCGUACUGUAAAUGCAGUGAAUUAUUAAAAUAUCCAGGUUAACAAAGCUAAAAUAAGAAUUAUUUUAGAAGUUUAAUGCUUAAGUGCCUGUUUUUUUUUUAAUUGCCGACCAUAUGUCUGAAGCAAAAAAUGAACAAAGAUCUCUACAAAAUCCUUCUGUUAUAAGUUUUUAGCUUGAAGGCUUUAUUUAUCCCAGUAGUUUUGAGUAUUUGUGCAGAAAGAACACUGGACCAACCAUUGUGCUGGAAAUAACUUAUUUCAACUGGCCCUGUUAUUUUCCUUUAACUCCAAUGGUAUCUUUACUUAAAGCAUAUCUCUUAGUGGGCAAAUGAGCUUUGCAUUUUAUUCUAUGAGUUCAGGGCAAAUACGAAAACACCAAAUUCGGUACAAUUUGGAAUAAUGUUUUGUGUUUGUGCACAUACAGUAACUGCUAUCAUGAACCAUCACAACUGGCAUAUUUACUCUGCAAAACUUGAAAGUAAAAAGUAGACUGUCAUUUCAUUCACAUUUAAUAAAGAUUUAAUAAUCUUGUAUUUAUUUAAAUGGAGGGAGCACACAUUCAUAAUCUCUAUAGUUCUCCAGCAGUUUCUUAUUCUGCGUGACUGGUAAGUUUUGUGAAAAUAUAACUGAAUAGCAUCUAUAAAGGCUGGAGGGAGUCAUUGGUAUUAAAACAGGUAGCUGUUAAAACCGUUUCUACUUUAUUACCAGGUGUAUUAUCUGCUAAAGUCUGCUUCAAAUGUUCAAGUGGUAAUUCUUAAGGGAUUUCAGUUUCAGAGGUAAUUAACCUGCAGUUGUGGCUUAUCUGUUCCAUAAAGUAAUUUACUAUUAAACCAUAUAAGUUUAUGUUUAACAGGAUCUUGAUUUUGAGAGUUAAGGUCAUAUUCAUAAAAUGAUGAAAUACCACAACUUUACUAAACCUGAGGGCCUUUAUCGUGACCACUUUUUUUAUAUAUAGCUUUUGGAAUUUUCUAAGAAUUAACAAACCAUUUCCAAUUGAAGGUGUGCAGUGUUGAAACUAUUAAAGUGCUGAAGACUUAAAUGUUGGAUUUAGCCUUUUUAGUCAUAGUCAUGCUACUAGUCUGCUAUCUACAGUGGAAUUUACAGUACAGUAAAAUGCAUCUAAUUACACUAAACCUAUCGCCAAGUGUGUUGACAAACAAGAGCUAGAUAUGCAUUAGUAAAUAUGAAUAAACCAGUAAAUACAUAAUUCAGCACUUUUUUAAAAAAAAAGCAGCUGUUGAAAUGUUCAAAUAGAAAAAGCAUUUAGAGGCUUGUCCAUCUAACCUGUUAUCGACACGACUCGUUGCUGCAGUGUAUUUGCAAGGUGCUGCUAAUAGGUAAAUUAAGGAGCAGAACAAAGGUAGCAGGUCAUGUGACUUCCCAGGAAGGCAGUUUAGGGUAAAGGUAGACCUAGAGCAGAGCGCCAGCACAAAGCACUGGCAAGUUAUGGAAAGUUUGUUAAACUUUAUUUAAGGCACUUCCUUUACAUGCUCAGCUGUGUGACUGCAGACUAAAGUGGCUUACUGGAACUGAACUGAAAAUAAUAAAAAAAACAAGAAGGGAAAUGUCCAUUAGUCGAAAGAACUGGUCAGCUCUGUCCAGUCUGACGAGACAGUGGACAGUGGAGGAUGAGGAGGAGGUGGAGCGGGAGAGAAGAAGAAGGAUUCGGAGCGCCAGCACCACCACAGAGCCCCCCGACAGCAGCUCCAAUGAACCUGGGGAGCAGAAACCACACAGUGCCCAGGAUCAAGAUAAGGUGGAAGAGGCUGAUCCAGAAAACCUUGCGUUCCUGGAGAUGCUGAAGACACGCGAUGAGCGCAGGAAGAAGAGGCACCUUGAGACCGUGACAAGGCAGAAGGAGGAGCCCAGCAGUCCGGAGCCAGAGAGAGAGGGGCAGGGAGGCAGGGUGGAGGCUGAGGGAGAGAGGCAGAGAGCCCGGGUGGCCGUCGAGAGCAAAGCCCAGAGAGAGGGACAGGGAGGCAGGCUGGACACAAAGGCUCAGAAAGACUCCACAGGACGAAGCAAAUCCAGGAUGGAAGGUGCUGGAACAGAAACUGUGGCAAACCAUGAACCAGUAAAACCACCGAGAAACUCUCCUUCCAGUGCCCAGGAUCAAGAUAAGGUGGAAGAGGCUGAUCCAGAAAACCUUGCGUUCCUGGAGAUGCUGAAGACACGCGAUGAGCGCAGGAAGAAGAGGCACCUAGAGACCCUGAUGAGGCAGAAGGAGGAGCCCAGCAGCCUGGAGGGGAAUGGAGGCAGGGUGGAGGCUGAGGGAGAGAGGCAGAGAGGAAGGAUGGAGGCUAAGGGAGAGGGACAGAGAGGCAGGGUGGCCGUCGAGAGCAAAGCCCAGAGAGAGGGACAGGGAGGCAGGCUGGACACAGAGGCUCAGAAAGACUCCAUGGGAGGAGUUCAGAGAGUGUUAAGGAACUCCACAGGACUAGAGAAAUCCAGGAUUGAUUGUGCUGGAACAGAAACUGUAACCAACCAUGAACCAGUAAAAACACCGAUAAAAUCUCCUUCCGGGAAGUUCGUGAGCUCCCUGUCCAUUUCCCUAGAUAAGAGUCAGGAGUUCCCAGCUGAGACUAAGAAUCUCUCCUCCCCCACCACCCCGGUGGGUACCACGUCCACACCGAGAGAGAGGAGGUUCAGGACUGAGGGGGCUGUGGUGGAGGAGGUGCAGAUCAGAAAUCUCCCUUCCAGAGCCACCUCUUUCAGGGUAACGUCAAGAUCCGAGGACCCCACCUCACGGUUUAACAGGAGCUCCAGCCUCAGGAUCCCCUCCAGAACCAAAGAAGAAAAGACGGAGAGAUUACCAAAGCAAGAGACUACACGUGAUGAGGAAUCCACCCCACCUUUCCAGAGGAACUCCAAGCUAAGAAUCUCUUCUCGGACCAUUGAAGAAAAGCUGGAGAGGUUGGCUCUGGCAGCACAGAAAUCGGACCAGGUGAAAUCUCCCCCUGCAUCUCGUAAAGACUGCUUCCUAUUUGCGGACGAGGUCGCGAGAAAACGGGGAGUGUUUGAAAGAGAGGCGACGAGUGUGGAGAGAAACAGCGCCACCGGCAGGAAGGACAACCUGGACUUCUCAACUGGGAUCUCCGAGCGAAUCAACCGCUGGAUCAGUAAAGCACAGAGGUCUGAGAAAUCUCCUGGCCCCACGGACUUGAGGAAGGUGGACAUCUCCAGCAAGCGCAAUCUGUGGGAGAACAGAGCCGAGAGCUCCUCUGCUUAUCCCUCAAAGAGCUAGAGUGACCCUAAGAGGUUCCGCAAAACAACAACUCUUUCAAAAAAUUGAAGAACACAUGUGAAGUCAUGAAAAGCAUUUAAUGCGAGGGGUAUUCGUAUUAUUUUAUGAUUGUUUUCUGGAUUACUUUAGUGUUUGGUAAAGAGCUAUUUCAUUUUUUUUUUUUUUUUUUAAUGAUAAUAUUUUUAAUGUAGGUUCCUUCUGAAGUGAGUGGACAUUUUUGCACUCUGAUUUUCAGAUUAUAAAAACUCCAGCUCUUUUGUGUAAGAUUCUGACAGACAUUCAAAAUGUUUUUUUUUUUCCUCUGUUUUAUCCAAGAUGUUUGUAUUAUUUCAAAAUAAAACUUAUU